GGGGGAGGAGUGAUUAGGGAAAAACAUUGAAUCCAGUAGAAAGAAAUUCAGAUUCUCUAGAUUCUUGUUUGGAUAAAAGGAACUAUAGGUCUAAGUGGAACAGAAAAUCAAAUGUGAGUCAAUAAUUUGGUAAGAAUACUAAUAAUCAGAAAAACAUCUAUUAGCUAUGUUCAAGAAACAUGAAGAAUUUCCUCUUCUAUAUUUAGCAUCACUUAAAUAUUUUCAUAAGAUUGUUCCUGUUAAGCUUUACCACGCUUAUAAUGGUUUAAACAUGUUUACUUUGGCAGAGAGCCAGAGCCGUUCCACCAGUCCUGCCUGGAUCCCAUGGAAGUAGUUAACAAUGUCACUGAGUUUAUAUUCCUGGGACUGUCCCAAGAUCCUGGAAUGCAACUCAUAUUCUUUGCCCUAUUCCUCCUCUUCUACUUCAUGAUCAUGGCAGGAAACCUACUCAUCUUGCUUACUGUCUUUUCUGACCCCCGGCUCCACACACCAAUGUAUUUCUUCCUCAGUAACCUGUCCUUUGUGGACAUUGCCUACUCCUCAGCCACAGCACCCAAGAUGAUUGCAGACUUCAUUUCUGAGAAAAAGAUAAUUUCCUACUGGGGCUGUGUAACUCAGAUGUUUACCUUUCACUUUUUUGGUUGUGCUGAGAUUUUUGUUUUGACUGUUAUGGCUUUUGACCGCUACGCCGCCAUCUGCAAACCUCUCCAUUAUACUACCAUCAUGAGUGCCAAUGUUUGUUCUGUGCUAGCAUCACUGUCCUGGUUGGGGGCCCUGGGCCAUUCCUUUGUUCAGACCUUCCUGACCUUUCAGCUGCCCUUCUGUAAUGCUCAAGUCAUUGAUCACUACUUUUGUGAUGUCCACCCAGUCCUAAAACUUGCCUGUGCUGAUACAACCCUGGUAAACAUGUUGGUGAUUGCCAAUAGUGGUCUCAUCUCCCUGGGGUGUUUCCUCAUUCUUUUGGCCUCCUACACAGUCAUUUUAUUUAGUCUUCAGAAGCGGCCUGCAGAGAGCCAGCGCAAGGUUCUCUCUACCUGUGGAUCUCAUCUGACUGUAGUGACUUUCUUCUUUGUCCCUUGUAUCUUUAUUUAUCUCCGUCCAUCCACUACCUUCCCACUGGAUAAGGCUGUGUCUGUGUUCUAUACUACCAUCACCCCCAUGCUAAAUCCACUUAUCUAUACUCUGAGAAAUGGGGAUGUAAAGAAUGCCAUGAAGUGGCUAUGGAAUCGGAAGAUCUCCUUAAAGGAAAAACAGAAGGGAUAGUUUAUCAGAAUUGCAAAUUCAUUGAAUUAGCAGAUACUUUCAAAGACCACCAUAGAUUAAAAUGUUGGAAUAGUUUCUAAAACUCAGCUAUCCCAUAUUUUUCAUUUAAAAGGAUAUAAUUUGAUACCAAUUCAUUUUCUUGCAUUUAGGUGAGCUAAACUCUUGUGGAAACCAUGGUAGUGUAGUGGUUAAGUGCUACAGCUGCUAGCCAAAGGGUCGGCAGUUCGAAUCUGUCAGGCGCUUCUUGGAAACUCUAUGGGGCAGUUCUACUCUGGCCUAUAGGGUCGCUAUGAGUUGGAAUCGACUUGAGGGCACUGGGUUGGUUGUUACGGUUGUAAACUCUUGUUGCUGUUAGUCGCCAUUGGGGCUAAAUCUAAACCUUUCCAUACUGGCAAGGUUUAUCCUCUGAUUAGAGGGGGAAGAGUAAACACUGCUACUCAAUAUUGUAUUUAACUGCUUUAGAUCCCCUCUAUUCAAAUAAAAUUUCUGACUGUUACAAUUCAAAAAUUUUGAAUGGGAUUAGAAAGAUAUCACUGAGGAAUCAGAUUUUUCCUCCUAGAAAAAGAAAGUCUAACUUGCUAGAGACUGCCUUCUUGUUCCUUCUGUCCUCUUUCUUUCAUUUAUUCCCUUUUCAUCCCUCCCUCUCCUGUUCUUCCUCCACUCUCUCAUUCCUUCCAUCUACCCAUCCUUUCGUCCUUCUUUCCUUCCUUCUUUCAUUUUUUUUUCUAGUUAUUUCACACAAAUAUCACAUGGUCUAGUAGGAGAAACAGAUUCAUAAGCAGACAAUUACAAUACAAGGUAACAGAUGCAAAUAUAGAAAUCUACACUGCAUACAAUAAAGGGGAUUAGUAUAAACUGACUGAAAGGUGGUUUCUGUAUAGGAAAAAAGAAGACAUACUUUGGUAGGGAGGAGUUUUUUUUUUAAAAGACCCCUCUUGGAAAAUUAGAAUACUUUCUGCCACCCUAGUACUAUUGUAGUAUUUCUACUGAUACAAAUCUUACUUCUCAUUUUUGCCAUUCACAGACUGGAUUAAUUAAAGCAAUUGAAAUGAAUUGAUAACCUGAACUGCUGAACUAAGUCAAGGAGAUGUAUUCCUAUCAUAAAAUUGUAGUUAAAACUAUUUUCAGUUUAAAAAAGAAGGGACCAAAAUGGAAUGAGCACAUUUCCCUUUGUGGUAUUCUUAGCCAAGAUGGAGAAUAGCUGAUUAUUUCCAAUACUUCACAGAUUUUUUUAAAUCAUUUUUAUUCAGAGGAACUUCUUUAGAUCUUGUCUUAUGACUCAUCUCUUUCAAGAAGUCUUUCCUGAUUAUUUUCAUCCAAUAUUUUUAUCUAUAUUC
Molecule: messenger RNA, 2600 nt
Organism: Loxodonta africana (African savanna elephant)
Lineage: Eukaryota; Metazoa; Chordata; Mammalia; Proboscidea; Elephantidae
Product: olfactory receptor 4S2-like
Exons: 1
Coding region: 325-1263 (312 amino acids)
Biological process (GO): G protein-coupled receptor signaling pathway
Cellular component (GO): plasma membrane
Molecular function (GO): G protein-coupled receptor activity; olfactory receptor activity
Source: RefSeq, a predicted model, not a curated record